CAACCACAAGGCUGAGUAGAUUGGAAAACCACACGUGUGGCCGAACGUACAGCGCAGCACGUCCACGCAAGUGGAGCUAUGUUUAAACAUGAUCAUGAUGAUGAUGUACAUGCCCAAAUAGAUAACAUCAUAUUGUUGACUUUCCAGGUAUCACUGUGUACAGUCCAGAAGAGAACAAUGAUAAUGUGCACAGUCAUGCAUUUGCAGUUAAUAUAGUUUUAGGGUCAACGGUUUUCAAAUCACACACACCACCCUGUACAUACAUGUACACUGCUUGGUGUUGAUGUACGUUGUGUUCUGCAAAAAGAAAUGGCACUGCUGUCUAGAGUAUGCAAGUGGCUGGUGCCGAUCCUAGUGGUACUGUAUGCUGUGUUUUACUGGCAUGUGUUUGUCAAUCGGAAGUAUUUCACCGACGACGUUAAGCUCAAUGGAAAGACGGCCAUUGUAACAGGAGCAAACUCCGGCAUUGGCUGGUGGACAGCUCUCGACUUUGCCCAGCGAGGCGCCCGGGUCAUCCUCGCCUGUCGCAAUCUCCAGAAGGCUGAAGACGCCGCCAAGGAGAUAAAAAUGCGUACGGGCAACUCGGAGGUUGUGGUGCGCAAGCUGGAGCUAUCGAGCCUGAAGUCGGUCAGGGACUUUGCUCAACAAAUCAACGAAGAAGAGAAAAGGCUUGACAUUCUAGUUAACAAUGCAGGUCUUACCCGCUUGCAGCAGCGAGCCGCGGCGACGGAGGAUAAUUUCGAUCUUGUCUUCGGCGUCAACCACUUCGGCCACUUCCUGCUGACCAACCUCCUCCUGGACCUGCUGAAGAAGAGCGCCCCAAGCCGGGUGGUCACCGUCUCCUCCGCCGCCCAUUAUUUCGCCCCUGAGCCCAUGAAUCUGACCCGCGAGGACCCAGCCGUGGCCAGUUUGCUGUAUCCUCACUUGGAGGGCUACCACAUCAGCAAGGUGGCCAACAUUCAGUUUGGCCGGGAGCUGGCCAGGCGGGAAGCAUCCAGCGGUGUAGUUUCCGUCUCUCUGCAUCCCGGGACCAUCUAUACUCCGAUAUGGAAAAACUUCAUGACUGUUGACAAAGACUCAGUGUUGAUGAAAACUCUUUACUACACACUGUCUCCUUUAAUGUGGCUCUUUAUGAUAGACGAGGAAGCAGGCGCCCAGACGACCCUUCACUGCGCCCUGGAUGACUCGAUACCUCAGCUCUCUGGCAGCUACUUUGACAACAGCCAGGUGAUGGCGCCCUCAGCGCUCGCUGAGGAUGACGAGCUGGCCCGGCGAUUGUGGCAAGUCAGCUGCGAAGCCACCGGCUUGAAAUGCACCUCAACAAAUUGAUGUUUAUUUCUGCCAUGCACAAUGUAAAAGACCCAUUCCAAGACUAACCGUUUAACACUAACCGGACCGGGCAACCAAAGGUUGCACCCUGACCAAUUUAUACAAGUACCAGUCAGGUGACCACCAUAUACCUCGUUAAAAGAUGUACUCUCUGUCAGGUUUUAUUUUGAACAAAAUUAAAGAUUUUGUUCUCGAUUGUUUAUUUUUUUGGCAAUACAAAUGCAUUCACUUUCGAAUUAGAUAUAGAGCGAAAGUUGGCUGAAUUCAAACUGACGUCAU
Patiria miniata (bat star) is the source of this 1608-nucleotide messenger RNA. RefSeq names its product retinol dehydrogenase 11-like. The transcript has 4 exons. The coding region runs from base 310 to 1329 and encodes 339 amino acids. The record is from RefSeq and is a predicted model, not a curated record. NCBI's taxonomy places the organism in Eukaryota, Metazoa, Echinodermata, Asteroidea, Valvatida, Asterinidae.